Molecule: messenger RNA, 2721 nt
Organism: Argiope bruennichi
Lineage: Eukaryota; Metazoa; Arthropoda; Arachnida; Araneae; Araneidae
Product: facilitated trehalose transporter Tret1-like
Exons: 2
Coding region: 130-1515 (461 amino acids)
Biological process (GO): transmembrane transport
Cellular component (GO): membrane
Molecular function (GO): transmembrane transporter activity
Source: RefSeq, a predicted model, not a curated record
CUCAACUAGUUUUUACAUUCAGGACUUCGAAUAUUUUGAUUAAAAUGAACGAAAACAAAAUUAUUACUUACCAAAGAGACAUGUGAAAGACUUAUUAUUAUUAUAAAAAGAAAAUUUUUAUAAAAUAAAAUGACUGAAUCAGCUAAUGAAUGGCAGGUUCGUUUCGUUGCCACGGCGGCCUUGUUGAAUAUCGUUGGCUUAGGCAUGAUUUCAGCUUUUACUGCAUCUGCCAGUGUCGAUAUGAAAAGAUCUGGAAGUAGAUUUUCGUCCAUAUCAAGUAAUCAAAUUACUUGGAUUGCUAGUCUACCAAGUAUCGCUGCAAUCUUCGGCAACCUAUUAUCAGGUUACCUCUCCCUUAAAAUAGGAAGAAAAGCAGUACUUAUGUGUGCAUCCGGACCUCUUGUUGUAGGAUGGUUGAUGAUUGCAUAUGCACCUACUAUACCUUGGCUGUACAGUGGUCGCUUACUUUCAGGAGUUAGUUCUGGAAUGUAUUCUGUUGCAGUUCCCGCAUAUGUGAUUGAAAUAGCAACGAUCAAAAUCCGUGGGUUUUUAUGUUCAUGCUACCAAGUAUCUUACACAAUCGGUGUUCUGAUUGCUAUGUUGCUUGGAAUAACAAUUAUGUGGUCAUGGCUUGCAAUCGUUGGCGCUUUUCUCGCAACUUCAGCUGCAUUCUUUAUGUAUUUUAUUCCAGAGUCUCCUCCGUGGCUCAUUGCAAAUGAAAAAUACUCAGAAGCAGUAGAAAGUUUCCGAACAUUGAAGGGAAAUGAUGUAGAUAUUUUACAGGAAUCUUCAGAAGCAAAUGAGCAACACUUCAUAGAACAACCUCAAAAUACUGUUUCAUUUAGAGAGUUCAAGAAACCUGAAUUAUAUAAGCCUAUCGUUUUAUCCAUCGGACUGGUAUUUUUCCAGCAAUUCUCUGGAAUCAACGCACUGAUGGCAUAUACAGUAGAAAUUUUCGAACGCGCUGAAAGUUCUGUCGAUCCAUCAGUUGCUGCUGCUGUAGUAGCAGGAGUGCAAGUACUAGCAACUUCUGUAGGAAGUAUUCUGUUAGACAAAAAUGGACGAAUAAAAUUAUAUGCAAUAUCAGGUAUAUUUGUAACUGUUGGACUUAUAACCCUAGGAAUUUAUGGAAUUUUAGCCAAAAAACUGACUUUGCAAACUGAAACUUAUGGCUGGAUUCCUUUGGCAAGUUUUAUCGUUUUUGUAGCAUCUUUCUCUUUGGGAUAUGGACCGAUCCCUUACUUAAUGACACCCGAAUUUGUUCCCCUUCAUUGUAGAAGUGCUGUUUUAGCUAUAUCAGGAGUAUUUUCAUCACUCUUUCUGUUUUUGGUAACAAAAACAUUUGAUGAUUUCAGAUAUUUUCUUUCCGAUUAUGGUGUCUAUUGGGUGUAUGGAAUUUUUUCACUUCUUGGCUGCUUAUUUUGCUGGUUUUGCCUGCCAGAAACAAAAGGGAAAUCUUUAUAUGAUAUACAAAAUUCCUUCCGAAAUAAUACGAGUAUCAACGAUAGUCCAUAAUUUCUCAGUGAAAUACAUAAUACUGACUCUGAAGCUCGUACCUCUUUAAUUGAGAAAACCCUAGGUUCAAAGAAGCCAGUUUUUACGAUAUUCCAAUUUUCUUUGUAUGAAAAGCUUCAAAACCUGGAAAAAUUAUUUUUCAACCAUAGUUUAGUUUCUGAUAGUUGCAGUCUUUGCGAAGCUGGUUUCUCAAAAGUUAAUUAAAAAAUAGAAUUAUGUAAAUAUUGAUAUUAGAACUAAGAAAAGAUUAAAAACGAAAGAAAAAGCAAAUUUAAUAUUGUAAAUUCCUAAUAUCAAAUGCAAAAUUACCAUAAAUUAUUACAUCACUCAAACAAAUAAUGAAACUGUACAAAUAAAUUUGCUAAAGAAUACUUAAAAUCUAAAGCUUGUCAAAGAAGAAGCAUUGAAUUUAUCAAGAACAAAGCGUGAAGAAUUUAUCAAAGAAAAAAUAUUUGAUUAUCAUACUGAAUCUCAUCUUCUUUCUUCUCUCAUCUAUGCAUGUGUUAUUAUCAUUCAAAUUGCUUGUUAUCUUCUGAGAAUAGCUCGAUGUUCGUAUUGCCAAUUCCAAAAACAGUAAAAAUUGAACAACAUAUCUUCAUUUGAUGCUUCAUCUAUUGUAUUUUUUAGUACAAAUAUUGUAGACACAUUCAAUAAUUUUAAUUUCAAAAGAGGUUGUAAGCAAUGGAACAAAUAUAAGUACUUCUAUAGUUUGAAAAAAUGCGACUUCAUUUUUUUCCCCUUAUACGACACGAAUCAAAGAAUUCAUCCUCCUUGGUGAAUGAAUAAUUAUAUCUGUAUCAUGCCAUGAAACUGCUGCCUUGGGAAUUCCGAAGUAAGGCAUAAACAUUAAAAGAAGCAACUGAUAAAACUUCUUAUUUUUCUCGAUAAUAUGUUUUUUGGAAAUUGUGUUUCAUGGCAUUUUUCUGUAUAGUAAAAGAUAUCUGUAUCGAGUACAUUGGCAUUUUAUCUAAAGUUUAAAGGAAUACAACAUUUUUUUGGUGAUAUUUUGUAGAUUACUUGUAGAUUAAGCACUCAGCAUUAAUACGUAUAAUAUUUAUCUUUAUUAAAGAGGACUUAUAUGAAAAUCAUACGAUGAAAUUUUUUUAUUAAAUUAAUUUAUUACUUCAAUACUGAGAAAAUAUUAAUGGACACAAUAUUUAUGGUACAGUAUAAAUUAAUAUCUGACACAAUAUUUAUGGUACAGUA